Molecule: messenger RNA, 378 nt
Organism: Rotaria socialis
Lineage: Eukaryota; Metazoa; Rotifera; Eurotatoria; Philodinida; Philodinidae
Source: the annotation of a GenBank genome assembly
AUGUCUUUACAUUAUACACGAUUUUAUUUAAUCAUGCAUAUUCUUAUUGGUAUAUUACUCUUCGGAUUUGAACUGUUCUAUCGUUGGAUAAUUCAAACAUAUGAAAUACAUAUUCGAAUAUGUCCGAAUGUAUUGUAUAUUGAAUUAAAACAGUUGAACAAAAUUCAAACAUUAAAAUGGUUUGAUGGUAAAAUCGAUUAUCUAACUGAAACAUUUUAUUCAAUUUAUGAUCAAUGUUCAAGUAGAGAAUUAAAAUUAAAUUUCAAUUCAACAUUUAUGUAUCUUCGAUAUUUAUGGCUAAGUAUUAUUAGUCUUUAUUCUUGUAUUGCUUUAAAACGUGCUAUAGAAGUAGAAAAACUUGAAAUGAAAUUAUCAUGA